AUGUCUUCGGUGCGUCCUGAUAUCGAGGCUCCAUCACAUCCUCUUGAGAAGGACUUCGCUUUCAGAAACAAUGUGGCACAAGCCCAUGUUUCCAUAAGAAAUGGUUUCUUGAGAAAAGUAUAUGGCAUACUGUUCACACAACUCGCUGUCACAGCACUAGUCGCUGGGGCAAUGUUUUAUGUAAGGCAGCCGUUAUUAGAAGCCUCGGCCUUUGGUGGCUUGUCGCUGCUGUCGGCGUUUCUGGCUUUCGGAUUCCUCAUUGCGCUUGCCUUCAAGAAACAUGAGACGCCACUCAACUAUAUUCUUCUUUUUGGAUUUACUUUGUUGGAGUCGUUUGCUGUCGGGUCGAUAGUUCUCCACUACUCUGGAACCAUAGUACUUCAAGCGGUUGGCCUCACCGCUUUGGCCACUUUCGGUUUGAUGUCCUACACUUUCCAAACGAAACGCGACUUAAGCCAAUGGGGUUCCGGGCUGUGCGUGGCACUCCUUCUGCUCAUCAUAGCCGGUCCAAUAAACUUCUUCCUUGGAUCUUCACUGUUUGAAUUCUCGCUUUCCAUUGGAGGAGCUCUGCUGUUCAGCCUACUUAUCAUAUAUGAUACACACCGGAUCAUGCACCAUUGUUCCCCUGAGGACUAUAUCGUCGCGUGUAUUGAUUUAUACCUGGACAUUCUGAACCUCUUCCUCUACUUGCUUAGAAUUCUCAAGGACAUUCAGGGCAACAACUGAUAACGUCGUCAACCCGUCGCAAACCAGACUACCCCUGCUUGUUGUGAUUUUUAAUGACUUCUCAAUCGAGCACGGACCACGUGAUCGGUCACUAACGGUUGCAGUGUCACUCUUCGUUGUGUAUUUGUUUGUUUCAUUCUGAGUCCAGUUUUUGGUCGAACGCCCGACUCACUAAUUUGCUGUGGACUGAACACACCACUUGAAAUUUCAUUUCUUAAACUUUCUCUCUCUCUGAAGUUACCUGUUACGGUACCUCGUGGGAUGAUUCCACACCUGUGAUUGGUUAACAAACCGUGACUCAGAUGCUGCCACCUAUCUCAGAAAUGUGAGAACAUCUGCGUGUACUUUGGUCCAGUCCGUUUCUCGUUUACAGGUACUUUACCUAUUGCUCACUUGGUUACUGGUUUUUCCUUGGGUGGGUAUAUUCUAACUAAGUUGCUCGUUUACCUCGUCAUCCAAUGUUGAACUCGACUGUUCCCGACUCCUUGAACCACACAAAUUUGUUUAAGAAACGAAAUGGAUCUACUUGCUUGCAGCUUGUCAACAUUCUGCGACAUCUGUUUUCUACCCCG
This is a messenger RNA of Opisthorchis viverrini, 1298 nucleotides long. RefSeq lists its product as hypothetical. Gene Ontology annotation, cellular component: membrane. The record is from RefSeq and is a predicted model, not a curated record. NCBI's taxonomy places the organism in Eukaryota, Metazoa, Platyhelminthes, Trematoda, Opisthorchiida, Opisthorchiidae. Gene Ontology annotation, biological process: negative regulation of apoptotic process. The coding region runs from base 1 to 726 and encodes 241 amino acids. The transcript has 6 exons.